AUGGAUACGCCCAAGGAUAAUAGUAAAGGCCCUAUUGAUAGGGUCUCCUCUGUAAACGAGCAGCUAUCGGAUGAGAUACGGCCGGAGGAUGAGAGGGCACUGGUAUGGCGACUCGACUGCUUCUUCCUCGUCGUGGGGUUUCUGGGAUAUGCAUUCAAGUACCUGGACCAAACGAACAUUAGCAAUGCCUAUGUUUCCGGUAUGGAGACAGAUCUCGAGCUCCUUGGUAACGAGUACAAUUAUUUCACGACCUUCUUCAAUAUCGGAUACAUGAUUAUGCUCUACCCAUCAUGCAUCAUUAUCUCUCACAUCGGGCCAGCUAUAUGGCUGCCAGCAUGCGAAGUUCUAUGGGGUAUACUUACCUGUUGCUUAUCCACUGUCACAUCUGCUAAACAGGUGUAUGGCUUGCGUUUUCUCAUUGGCUUCUUUGAAGGUGCGACGUGGCCUGGCUACUUCACCAUUAUCAGUCAAUGGUAUCUCCCGCACGAGAUGGCCUUGCGUAUGAGCUUGUAUAACAUGGCUCAGCCAGUUGGGGCUAUGCUUUCGGGUGCCAUGCAGGGUGCAAUGUCAACCAAUCUGGAAGGUGUCAUGGGGCGAAGUGGUUGGAGAUGGGCCUUUAUCAUAAACGGAGUUUGCACCAUAUUCAUUGCUUUGUUGGCAUUUGUCAUCCUACCUGGCUUUCCCGAAAGGCAAAAUCCAUUGUCCAAGAUCUAUCUCGGGCCACAGCAUAUUAAGACUGCCAUUGCACGUACACGCCGCGUGGGCCGGAAACCGCAGAUCGGCAUCCAGGUCAAAAGCUUUCUGCGUUGCUUCAAAUUCUGGCAUUUAUGGUUGUUCGCCAUCGCGUGGGCAAUCGGCACCGGCACAACGCCAACGAGCUACUUCAACCUCUGGCUCAAGUCGUUGAAGAACCCUGAUGGAUCCGCUAAAUACUCCGUGGCCAUGCUCGACUACCUUCCGAUCGCUGGUCAAGCAAUCCAACUUGUCGCUGAAAUCCUUUUCAGUGGGUUUAGUGACUAUUUUGGAGUCAGACUGCCAUUCCUCCUCUUGCAUUCGGUGAUCAAUAUAGUAUCACUCAUCAUCCUGACGAUCCAACCGAGCAAUGAGCACACCUAUAUGGCUGGGUGGUAUAUGGACUAUAUUGGAGCGGUCUCGACAAUGCUGUUGUGUGCGUGGGCAGCUGCCCAUUUGGAGACGGAGCCAGAAGUUCGCACCGUUUUGUUCGCCACCGGAACCCUCUUUGCGUAUCUGCUAAGUGCCUUCCUUCCCAUAGCUGCAUAUCCAGCCUCGGAAGCUCCUCACUGGCGUAUUGGAGCAAAGCUGUACCUCGGUCUUUCAUGCUUGGCAGCGGUGUUGUUCGUUUGCAUCCAUUUUGCCUUUAAGUGGGAGGAGCGGAGAAAAGCUAAAACCCGCCAAGUUGACGAUUGGAAUGUGAAUGCAGAUGAACAUGAAGUCAGUGAAGGGAGGGUUUAG
This is a messenger RNA of Aspergillus luchuensis, 1473 nucleotides long. RefSeq lists its product as uncharacterized. Bases 1 to 1473 code for a protein of 490 amino acids. The record is from RefSeq and is a predicted model, not a curated record. Lineage: Eukaryota; Fungi; Ascomycota; Eurotiomycetes; Eurotiales; Aspergillaceae. Gene Ontology annotation, molecular function: transmembrane transporter activity. Gene Ontology annotation, biological process: transmembrane transport. Gene Ontology annotation, cellular component: membrane. The transcript is spliced from 14 exons.